AUGCCGUCGUUUCCUGUCGAUCCGCUGGUGCGGCCCAGAGAAGAUGGAUUGCAACUUUGCUAUCGACUCCCUCAUCGCGUUCAUGCAGCCCAAGCCUACCCCUUGCGGUCACCCAACGGCUCUUCGAUUAUCGUUUAUGGCUACGAGACUGGGUUGAAGAUCAUUUGGAGAGGAGGAAGGGAGUUUUCAGCACUGAAGGAGGCCGCACCGUCAACACAGGCCAAAAGCGCAAAGAACGAUGGCGAUGAUACUGUAAUGAUCAUCGACUCCGACGAAGAAGACGCACCCGGGGCACCUACAUCCCAAGAAGAGCCUAGCUAUGAUUUCUCUACAGAGGAAUCCGAAGUCAACCCUGCAUUCCCGUUCGAACCGAUCUUGCGCCAGGUGGACAUCCCUCUGGGAAGCCGGGUUCUCGACGUGGCAGUUCCCCGUGCCCUCCCCGACGAAGCGCGCUCUGCUCUCGACCCUUUCCCAGUCAUUGCGAAGGAUACCAUUUUCGUGGCAGCGGUAUGCUCAGAUCUUUCAACUCGGGUUGUAACUUUGCCACUGGUCCCACCUCACCCAGCUCAAAAGGAUCCCAAGAGCUGGAAAAUUCAAAAAGUCACACUCAAUGCGGGCGUGACUCACCAGGAUAUCCCGAGGGGCGUAUCUCUCACAUUCACUUGCCAGGAAUCUGGAGAUGAGGAAGACCGUCGAAAGUCACGAGGCAGAGCUGAAGGUUCUGGGAAAUGGGACGUUCUAGUUGCCACACACUCGGCAGAGGGAUCAGGUGCCCUCCUGGUCCAUCGGAUUCCUCUCUCGGAAGAGUCUUCUGGUAAGACUGUGCUCUACCGACUGGUCGAAGAGGAGCUUGUCUCGCAACGGCGGACCUUGCCAUCACCUGCUCAGACAAUUGCUUUCAACCCAUCUUCAUACCCUUCCGCUCGCCAUUCGAGUCUCUUGGUGGCGUUCCACAGUGGCUGUGUGAAAGUCUACUCGUGCUUUUCAGUUCGAAAAUCCGCUCCUAAGAGUGGGCGGCGGGGAUCAAAUGCCCAGGAUGAAUAUGAGACCAUCGACAUGGAAGGACGAUGGUUGAUCAGUCUGUACCCAGGAUUCGAGCAGGGGUCGACUGGCCUUAUUCGACGCAAGACUAUCAUCGAUGCCGACUGGGUCCUGGGUGGACGAGCCGUGAUGGUUCUUCUGGCAGAUGGCGAAUGGGGGGUCUGGGAUAUUGAGGGCGCUGGUCCGGGAACGACGAAGGGCCCCCUACACCGUCAGUCAAACGUACAAGGCGUGACCGGAGGCUCCUUGACUACGUAUGCGGUUAGUGGUCGUAUUGUGGCUCCCUUGACCAACACUCAGUCCGACGUGGAGCAACGAUCACGAUUUGCCCCGAUGACUCCGUCCACGAGACGGGUCCGUGAAGAUACGCUUCUCAAGGGAUCGAUGACUGCCGCCAGUCCCUCUCUCCGUGGUCAGAUUUCGGUUUGUCAAACCAAUGUCUCUCAUGAGCUGCCCGAUGAGUCAAUCCUGUUACGCCAUGGCCAGCACAGCGCCGUGAUUCCAAGCUUGCUUUCUCUCUGGCGCAACGCAGUCAAGGCAACCGGUACCUUUGAUGCCUCAAACCGAUGCCGCGUGACCCCAUUCCAGGUUGUGAACCUGAUGGGAGAGAACUUCCAAGCACUUGGCCAUCUACCCGCACCAGCUCGCCGGUCUCGAGGUGCCGAGCCACAGAAAUUCGACAUUCUCGUGGCCGCUGAGCAUCAAAUUGUGAUUCUUGCACCCCGGCUGGUCGAGUCUGACGAGAUCGCUACAGCCACGAAGCCAGAAGUAGAGGCAGAAGCAGACCAGAUGAUGUUACGCCGAGGCGAAUUGGACGUGGAGGGCAUGGGUCGUCUCUUGAACGGAAUGGCGAGCGGCACUGGGUCGCUGCGCGUGGGAACCAGCCCGGUGAAGCGAGCUCGUAUCUUCACUUAA
Penicillium daleae is the source of this 1956-nucleotide messenger RNA. RefSeq lists its product as uncharacterized. The record is from RefSeq and is a predicted model, not a curated record. The transcript is spliced from 2 exons. NCBI's taxonomy places the organism in Eukaryota, Fungi, Ascomycota, Eurotiomycetes, Eurotiales, Aspergillaceae. Gene Ontology annotation, molecular function: protein binding. Bases 1 to 1956 code for a protein of 651 amino acids.